AUGGUGAGUGAUGUUGGUGACGAUUUCAACGAACCUGAUUUGCUGCGCUCAUUUAAUUUAAAUAGCCUGGUGGACGAUUUUCAGCAGGAUUCUGUGUCAAUCAAUUGUGAAGGGCCACAGUUUUGUAACGAGUAUCGUAAUCACGACGAUUUCAACCAUGCGAUUGAAUUUUCAGAAUUCAAUAAUCCCCCUACAUUAAGUGAUGAUCUCCUUGACUACUCAGAAAUUUCUUUAAUGACAGGUUUAUUGCAGAACCAAGAAAUACUAGACAUACCAAUAGACAAACAAUUCCCGAUUGCUGAAAAAGUAUCAUCUGUAGAUAAUGUGAUGUCAAAGAAAAAAGUGAAAAUACUUAAACCAAUCAACAGAUACAAUGAGCAUUUAUCAUCAGCCAUAGACUUCCGAUAA
Messenger RNA from Parnassius apollo (apollo), 408 nucleotides. Lineage: Eukaryota; Metazoa; Arthropoda; Insecta; Lepidoptera; Papilionidae. The record is from the annotation of a GenBank genome assembly.